AAAAUCAAAAUAACAAAUUCUUCAAACUUCUCACUUUCAUUUGAGGUUUUUGGAAAUCUGAAAUCCACACCCAAAUGGCUUCCUUUGCAGUAUUUUCACCAAUAUGUCCUGUUUUUUCUCAAGCCAAACUGAACCUUAACUGUAAAUCCUCUCUUUUUUCUUCUUCGUAUAAACCCACUUUAAGCUCUACUAAAUCUUCAUUUUUACAGUAUGGUUUCAAUUUACCAAUCUCUAAUUUUUCUGGGUCUUCAUUAAAGUCCAAGGUUAUGGGCACAAUCUCUGCUAGAGCUGCUACUGAGAAAACUAUUCAUGACUUCAAUGUUAAGGAUAUUGAUGGGAAAGAUGUCCCACUUAGCAAAUUUAAGGGAAAGGUUCUUCUAAUUGUCAAUGUUGCUUCCAGAUGUGGCUUGACGACAUCAAAUUACACAGAGCUCUCUCAGGUGUAUGAGAAGUAUAAAACUAAAGGACUUGAGAUUCUUGCUUUUCCAUGUAAUCAAUUUGGGGCUCAAGAGCCAGGAUCUAAUCCAGAGAUUAAACAGUUUGCUUGCACUCGGUUUAAAGCUGAAUUCCCAAUAUUUGACAAGGUCGACGUGAACGGCCCUAACACGGCACCAGUUUACCAGUUCCUAAAAUCAAGUGCAGGAGGAUUUUUAGGUGAUCUGGUUAAGUGGAAUUUUGAGAAGUUUCUUGUGGACAAAAAUGGUAAAGUUGUUGAGAGGUAUCCACCAACAACGUCACCUAUCCAAAUAGAGAAGGAUAUUCAGAAACUUUUGGCAGCAUAACUUGUAUGGAGACUGAUUCCUGCUUUAUGUACAUAUAUGAGGGAGGAAAAUGGUAUAAUGCCACCUUUUAGAUGUUCACAAUUAUAUGAAUCCACUCUCAACUUUUGUUUUAAAAUGAUAUGAAAAGUUGAUAUAUCUCAAGGAUGGUUUUGCUGAUUAAGUUGUGCUUUUGUGUUCGUACUUAAAUUAACAAGAAAUGAGUUUUGGCCUCAUGUAUAAUAGGGUUGGUUCACUGUGAACAUUAAUAUACUACGUUGUAAUUUCUCUCU
Messenger RNA from Nicotiana attenuata, 1051 nucleotides. Its product is annotated as probable phospholipid hydroperoxide glutathione peroxidase. Bases 75 to 782 code for a protein of 235 amino acids. Gene Ontology annotation, biological process: response to oxidative stress. The record is from RefSeq and is a predicted model, not a curated record. Lineage: Eukaryota; Viridiplantae; Streptophyta; Magnoliopsida; Solanales; Solanaceae. The transcript has 6 exons. Gene Ontology annotation, molecular function: glutathione peroxidase activity.